This is a messenger RNA of Aptenodytes forsteri (emperor penguin), 981 nucleotides long. RefSeq names its product branched chain keto acid dehydrogenase E1 subunit beta (gene BCKDHB). The transcript has 9 exons. The coding region runs from base 10 to 981 and encodes 323 amino acids. Gene Ontology annotation, biological process: branched-chain amino acid catabolic process; response to nutrient. NCBI's taxonomy places the organism in Eukaryota, Metazoa, Chordata, Aves, Sphenisciformes, Spheniscidae. Gene Ontology annotation, molecular function: catalytic activity. The record is from RefSeq and is a predicted model, not a curated record.
ACUCAGAAGAUGAAUCUCUUCCAAUCCAUAACAAGUGCCUUGGACAAUGCUUUAGCCAAAGAUCCGACUGCAGUAGUAUUUGGUGAAGAUGUGGCCUUUGGUGGAGUCUUCAGGUGUACAGUUGGCUUGCGAGACAAAUAUGGUAAAGAUAGAGUUUUCAACACCCCCUUGUGUGAACAAGGAAUUGUUGGCUUUGGUAUUGGAGUUGCUGUUGCAGGUGCUACAGCCAUUGCAGAAAUUCAGUUUGCAGAUUACAUUUUUCCAGCAUUUGAUCAGAUUGUUAACGAAGCAGCAAAAUAUCGUUACCGCUCUGGAGAUCUGUUUAAUUGUGGAAGCCUCACCAUCAGAGCCCCCUGGGGCUGUGUGGGUCAUGGUGCACUAUAUCACUCUCAAAGUCCAGAAGCUUUUUUUGCUCACUGUCCAGGAAUAAAGAUUGUUAUUCCAAGGAGUCCUCUUCAGGCCAAAGGACUGCUGCUGUCAUGCAUAGAGGACAAAAACCCAUGCAUAUUCUUUGAACCUAAAAUACUUUACAGAGCUGCAGUGGAACAAGUUCCUGUGGAGCCCUACAACAUUCCUCUGUCUCAAGCUGAGGUGCUGCAGACGGGCAGUGAUGUGACACUGGUUGCUUGGGGCACUCAGGUACAUGUGAUCAAAGAGGUGGCAGCAAUGGCUCAAGAAAAGCUUGGUGUAUCCUGUGAAGUUAUUGAUCUGAGGACCAUCUUACCCUGGGAUACAGAGACCGUUUGCAAGUCGGUGGUGAAGACUGGGCGAUUGCUGAUUAGCCAUGAGGCUCCCUUGACAGGAGGAUUUGCAUCUGAAAUCAGUUCCACAGUUCAGGAAUGUUGGAAUCAGACACAGAAAAAGCACCCAGGUCCAGUACAGUAUAACGUGGUGUUAGACAUAGUGUUCAGAGACCUCAUUAGGAAAGCAAUCUGUGAAAGUGGUUCAUGUAUAGUUGUGGUGAUGCUCACGCAUGUGUAG